AGAUGGUAGCUAUUAGUGGCUGAUUUGAAACAAAGAAUUAAGUUAUUUUUCUACCAUUUCAGCUGUGAAAUGUUUGCGGUGUGUGGUUGGAGUGUAGUGUUGCUGUUGCUGUGGUACUGUGGCGUCACACCGGGCCUACAACCCAGUGUUCGACUAAUACAGUCACCGUCGGGGAAUAUUUUCAUGAUGGAGAACACUACUUUCCUCCCAGCUAAUGCGUUUCUUGUCCUCCCCAGCACCAGCUUCUGCAUGUGUAAGAACCAGUGCAUGGUGACAGGGAAUUGCAGUGCAUGGUCUUUGGUGCAGAAUGUUGGAGGUGGGAGCGAGUGUAGACUUGCUAGAGGAGGACCCACCAACUACCCCACCAUCAACGCCACCAACGCCACCUACUUCUACAGGCAAGACUCUGUCCCUGGAACAUACUCGUGGGAGAAGGACGGUCUGUUGUACCUAAAUACCACGAUGUUGAGGAAAUAUGCAGACGCUAAGACAUACUGCGCCUCCAUACCAGGUCACCGCCUCGGUAUCUUCAAGACCAUUCAGCAGAAGGACAUUCUCCUGGCACUUCCCGUCCUGAGUAGUGGUAAAUGGGCAUUGGACCUCGUUAACAGCAGUGCUGGACCAGUCUGGGGUGACGGUACAAUGUACUAUAACACCGAGCUGGGGCAGAACUUCAGUAUAGUGGAAGCCCCAAACACCGUCGGCAUCCCCAUGGACAUCUACAUCUACAUCAACGGCUCUAUCACCAGGGGCUAUAAUGUGUAUAACAGGAAUUUUCAGUGUCAGGUCAACCCUGGAGGAGUAGACUGGUAACUCUGGUACACUUGCAGGAUGAGAGGCUGGAGGGAAAGACAGGAGAAAAGCAGGGAAGUAGGCAGUGUCGAAGGCAGGGGGAAAGGCAGGGUAGAGAUAGGAAGACUGGGAGGAAGGCAUGGAGAAGGCAGAGGGAAGUCAGGGUUGAAAUAAAGAGCUAGUCGAAGUUACCUUGCAAUUUAACACUUUCUGGGUUUGGUAACAGUUGCUGGAAUUUUUAACACUUAUUUGGUUUGGUGACACUUGCUGGAAUUGGUAACACUUGCUGGAAUUGCUACUUGCUGAGUUUGGUAACACUUGCUGGAGUUGGUAACACUUGUAAGAAUUGAUAAAUAUAGCACUUACCAGGGUUGAGAACAGUUGCAUGGUUGACAACACUUGCUAGGGUUGUUGACACUUGCAGGGAUUGGUAACACUUGUCAUGGUUUUUGCAACACUUCGGGGUUGGUAACAGUUGCAUUGGUUGGUAAUACUUGCUAGGGUUGUUGACACUUUCAAGAAUUGGUAACACUUGUCAUGGUUUUGUAACACUUCGGGGUUGGUAACAGUUGUGGGGGUUGAUAAAACUUGACGGGUUUUCAACACCUACCGGGGUUGGUAACAGUUGUCAGGAAGAGUGGAGAGUGGUUUAGAAAAACACGUAAGUAAACACAAGGACAGAUUAAAAGUUUCGGUCCUGGGACCUUGUUCACUUCUAACAUACAGAGGUUGAAAGACACUACAUAUAGGUGGAGAGUGAGGUGUGAGUGACGCAUUGUGACCUGAAGAAUGCCGCUUUGGGUUGAGGACGGGUAGAUGAUGAGAUCAUGUGACUCCUGUGUUGCUGGGUAGGUCGUGUUGUGCCUGGUUUAGUAUCAUAUAUGCUUAUGUUUUAGAAAUUUUGUGGUUUCCAGUAUUGUGUUCUAUUGUGUCGGUGACGGCCAUUAGCGAGGCUUCUCGAAAUCGUGGGCGUCUAAGGUCUGGUUCGAUGAGAACGAGUUGUGCCUCAUCCCAGUUCAUCAAAUGCCCCGUGGAGUCUCUAUGGAGGAUACAGGCGUACCUUAAAUCGUCUCUAUUACAGGCACUUCGAUGCUCGCUCAGGUGGACCGCAAGAUCUCUGCCUGUUUCGCCUACAUAUUUCUUGGGACAGAAUCCACAGGGGAUGGUGUAGACGCAGCCCCACAUCUCUAACUUCCUUAGCAGGCGUCUGCACCAUCCCCUGUGGAUUGUGUCCCUAGGCAGAGAUCUUGCGGUCCGCCUGAACGAGCACCGAAGUGCCUGUAAUAGAGACGAUUUAAGGUACGCCUGUGUCCUCCAUAGAGACUCCACGGUGCAUUUGAUGAACUGGAAUGAGGCAUAACUCGUUCUCACCGAACCAGACCUCAGACGUCGACGAUGUCUAGAAGCCUCACUACAAAUGCCGUCACCGACACAAUAGAACACAACACUGGAAACCACAAAAUUUCUAAAACAUAAGCAUACAUGAUACUCCAAAAGGUAAAGCACGACCUACCCAGCAACACAGGAGCCACAUAAUCUCAUCGUCUACCCGUCCUCAUCUCAACAUGGCAUUCUUCAGGGCACCAUGAGUCACUCACACCACAUUCUCCGCCUAUAUAUAAUGUCUUUCAGCCUCUGUAUGUUAGAUGUGAUCAAGGUCCCAGGACCGAAACGUUUUCUAAUAAAUAUGUCAUAGUGUUUGCUUACGUGUUUUUUUCUAAACCAGCUUGUUUAUAUCAGAGGUUUAUACCAGAGUGGAGAGUAUUCAUGGGGUUAACGCCCCCACGGCCAGGUCCAUGACCAAGCCUCGAGGGCCACGUGUGUAUUGUUUAAAAUCUGAAUGGGUGAUUAUUUUAACUGCUUUGAUUUCUGCUGGGCAGCAACAGAACAUAAAAACAUAAGAAAGGAGGAACACUGCAGUAGGCCUUCUGGCCCAUACUGGGCAGGUCCUUCACAAUCCAACCCACUAACAGAAUAUUUGCCUAACCCACUUUCACUGCUACCCUAACAAUAAGCUCUGAUAAAUCUAUUUACUCAUGUCCAAGUCCCACUUAAAUCCAACCCCUCUCACUCAUGUAUUUAUGCAUGCUGGUAGAAUUACCGACAAUAUUUUAGGUAAAAAGACACAACUGCAACUAAUGUGGCAUUUUAUUGCGGCAACGUUUCGCUUUUCAUGUAUUUAUCCAAUCAACACUUUAAACUACCCAAGAUUCCAGGUUCAAUCACCCCAACAGAUAGACUGUUCCACUCAUCAACCACACCAUCUCCAAAUUAAUACCCUCCUAUAUCCCUUCCAAAUCCAAACUUAUCUAAUUUGAAUCCACUGUUACGGGCUCCCUAUUGGAGGGACAUCCUCAGGACAUUAUUUAUAUCCCUUAUCAGCUGGUUUUCUAUUGUGGAUCCCUAAGCACAGAUACCAUAAGUAGGAAUGGUAACUCUUGCUACUUGUCAGGAAGAGUAAAGUUGUGCUAUCUACCUGGAGUCUACCUGGAGGGUGUUCCAGGGGUCAACGCCCCCGCGGCCCAUGUGCACAAUAUUAUCACCAAGUGUGUUUAACAGGACCUUCACUACCGCCUACUAAUGUAAAUAUAUAAACAUGGGUCUCAAAACUAACACAGAA
Messenger RNA from Cherax quadricarinatus, 3412 nucleotides. The record is from RefSeq and is a predicted model, not a curated record. NCBI's taxonomy places the organism in Eukaryota, Metazoa, Arthropoda, Malacostraca, Decapoda, Parastacidae.